UCUGUCCCCAGGGGGCCUCGUGUGACCUCCCUGCGACUUUACAGGGAUCGAGGAGGAUGGUGGCAGCGGCCAGACUCGCCCUCCUGCUGCUGGGCUGCAUGGGGCUCCUGCAGCCAGCAGCUGGCAGGUACAUAAACUACUGCCCUGACGGCUGGUCCUACUACAAGCUCAACUGCUUCAAGUACUUCUCUGAUGUCCAGACCUGGGAUGAGGCUGAGAGGCAGUGCCAGGCCGUCCAGGACGGUGCCCACCUGGCCUGGGUGGAGGACCAGCGCGAGGCCACCACCCUGCAGAAGUCCAUCUCCUACUACCAGCGCGUGCAGCCUGUCUGGCUCGGGCUCCACUACAGUGAAGAGAGCCAGGCCUGGAAGUGGGCAGGUGGGGACACGUACAGCGUUGCCAGUGGGCUGUCUGGGAACGGUGCCCGAGGGGGGAAAUGCGGCGUGUUGACCCACCAGAGCAGCUUCAGUCAGUGGUCCAGUACCAACUGCACCCAGAAGCAUCACUACAUCUGCAAGUUCACCCCCUUGCACUGAGCACAGUCCCUGGCCCGUGGGGGACCCCAUGCCAGCGGUGUUCCUCCCGUGCCACCUCUGCUCCUCUCCGCACAAUUCCUAAAAAUACAUCUAUAAAAAAAAGA
This is a messenger RNA of Myiozetetes cayanensis, 640 nucleotides long. It is a transcript of the gene REG4, whose product is annotated as regenerating family member 4. The transcript is spliced from 5 exons. NCBI's taxonomy places the organism in Eukaryota, Metazoa, Chordata, Aves, Passeriformes, Tyrannidae. The record is from RefSeq and is a predicted model, not a curated record. Bases 57 to 536 code for a protein of 159 amino acids.